GCUUUGACGAGACAACGCUUUCAAACUCUUCAUAAACUUCAAAACCUACGCGUCCCUUCCUUCUCACAACAACCAACACUCCAUAACACAAACCCUAAUUCUCUUUAUCUCUUUCUCUUCGCGUUUUCCACAAAAUCCGAAGAAUCAUCAUUUCAGAUUCGUGAUUUCGAUUAGCAUGUCCUUCAUACUGUAUACUUUUCGUACGUAAUCCAUGUAUGGAAGACAAAGACAGAGCACCUCCCGAUCCCGCAACCACCGGAGAGUUUAUCGGCAACUCGAGCUGGUCUCUAGGCGUCGAUGAUUCCGAUGGAAGUCAUUUCUUCUCCGGCGAUAGAGAUGGAACCAUGUUCGGUGACAUCGGCUGGGAUCUUGUACCGGACAGAAUCGGAGCCAGUGAGGAAUCGUUGCCGCCGGUUCAAACCGGUUCGAUCGAGACAGCAGCGACGUCGUCUUACAGGUCUAAUAAUCAAUCCGUUUCUUCAAGCUCCAGUGAGGAUCCGCCGGAGAAAUCUACCGUCUCUGACGAAAAACCGCCGGAAAUACCGAGUAAAAGUAAAAAGAAAGGGCAAAAGCGAAUACGGCAGCCGCGGUUUGCAUUUAUGACCAAGAGUGAAGUUGAUCAUCUCGAGGAUGGUUACAGAUGGCGAAAGUAUGGUCAGAAAGCAGUUAAAAAUAGCCCAUUUCCUAGAAGCUAUUAUAGAUGCACAAAUAGUAAAUGCACGGUGAAGAAAAGGGUUGAACGCUCUUGUGAAGACCCAACUAUUGUUGUAACAACAUAUGAAGGCCAACACUGUCAUCACACAGUUGGAUUUCCUCGAGGUGGAAUCAUUAGUCAUGAUGCUUCCUUUACAGGCCAAUUUGCUCCAACAAUGCCUCAAUUCUAUUAUCCUAUUCAAAUACCUACAGAAUCAAACACUUGCACCACUACUGUUUCUCAACCUAGCCAACCACAUGAUGAUCAUGAAGCUGGAAGAUCGAGCAGCGCUACAAUGGCUUUGUCUGAUGCAUCGCUGCCACAGCAUCCAACGGAUGAAGGACUACUUGGAGAUAUUGUACCCCGUGGAAUGCGCAGCAGGAAAGAGAGAAAUAUUUGAUGGAAAAUAAUUGAGAUGCUGGUCAAGACAAAUGGCAGAGAAUACAGCAUAAUAUAUUGGUUUACAAAGAAGAAUACAUUUUGGUGCAUCAAAUUUAUAAUUUGUGAAUAAGUACCUUCAGAUAUAUACUCUAUAUUGGAGAUGCUGAUUUAGACAAAUGGCAGAGAAUACAACCCAAUAUAUUGGUUCCUGAAAAAGAAGAGUGCCUCUCUAAUAUCAAACUCUAAAACCAAAUCAAAUGACAGAACCUUACCAUUUUUACAAAAGUACAUAUUCAUAUUAAGAAGAAAAAUGUACAUCAAAUUAAUAUUUUGUUGUGCACUACAUAGAAUUUCAGAUCUCAAGGAGACCAUACUCAGUUCUAUAUGUAUUAUGGAAUAAAUUGGUUAAUGGUUAUAUAGAAUGGAGACUAGAUUUUUCUUUGACUUGAAAAUUUUGUGAUUGCCACUGAGUUUAGAAAUUGCAUACUUAUUUGAUAAAAAAAUAAGUAUGAAAUAUCAUAUAGGUGAGAAUCAUACAUUUGAAAUGAAAAAGUAAAAAAUUGUAUGUUCAAAUCUAUACCUUAACAAAUUCAACUGUACAUAGAACAUAGAUGACCUCAUAUUCUAUGAUUAAGGAAAGAUAAAAGAUUUUAUAGCUCCAUCCAUAUAUUAUCUUUGUUGCUUAAGAUCUGAUGGUUUGUGGUCGUAACAUGCGCAUACUUAGCAGCAUCAUAUGCAUAUAUCUUUUUGUGGAUGUGGCCGGCUACGAAUUUCUAUGCCAAUACCUUAUCUUUACUGCUACUACCCACUUAUAUCAUGCUCAGCACCUAGACAUAUUUUUAUUUUGAGACACCUAUUAAGUAAUCUCUAAAUUAUCAGGAAUGUAUAAAGAUUGUCUAUAUAAUAUAAAAUUCUAAUUAGGGGUAAAAUUUUGCUGGUUUGAGUUACUUCAAUAAAAAUUAU
Messenger RNA from Vicia villosa (hairy vetch), 2038 nucleotides. RefSeq names its product probable WRKY transcription factor 57. Gene Ontology annotation, molecular function: sequence-specific DNA binding; DNA-binding transcription factor activity. The record is from RefSeq and is a predicted model, not a curated record. Bases 216 to 1094 code for a protein of 292 amino acids. Lineage: Eukaryota; Viridiplantae; Streptophyta; Magnoliopsida; Fabales; Fabaceae. The transcript is spliced from 4 exons. Gene Ontology annotation, biological process: regulation of DNA-templated transcription.